AUGAAUCGUUCGCCGUUAAGCGAUUUCAACCGUCGACGUAGUUUAUUUGAUUCACCAAAUUUCGUUCGUUUUAUUACUAAAACACUUCAUCCUCAAGAUAAAAUAGAUUGUAAAUUAAAUUCUACAAUAAGUUCGAAUUCACAAAAUUAUUCAUCCUAUAAUCCUAUUGAAAAACAUAGUGUAGCUGUAACACGAAAAUUAACAAAUAUGAACGAACCAUCUCCAUUGCAGUUAAAUCGAGGUAUCAUUCAAUUGAGUUUAAUUACCUCGGAUAAUCAUUUAACUGUAAAAAUUAUUCGAGUUAAAGGUAUUCAUCAACGUUCAUCUAAUAUUCUAAUAAAAAUGACGUUAAUACCGGAUCGUAAACCAUUAGAAUGUAAUACACGUGCUGUACCAAAUUUAAAUGGUUCAGCUAUUUUUAAUGAAAAAUUUACAUUUGAGAUAAAUAAUGAUGAUUUACAUAAACGUCUUUGUUUUUCAAUACAUAAUUAUCAACAAGAAAAAAACGGUAUGCAACUACAAGGUUGUUUAUCAUUCGGAAUUAAAAAUACAUUAAAAAAACAACGAAUUCGUGGUUGGUUUUAUAUUUUACAAGAAGAUAUCGGAGAACUACGCCAUAAACAAGUACCUGAUCAUGGAGAAAAACAUGUUACAGCUAUUAAUCGGGAUAUAGCUGAUUUAGAAGAACAUCAAUUUACUAUAUCACGAGGUGUUAAUGAUUCAUUUGGCUUUACCGUUGUUGGUGAUAGUCCAACAUUUGUUGGAAAAGUAACUGAAAAUAGUCCAGCAGCACGAUGUGGACUUAGACCAGGCGAUUAUAUUGUUAAAGUUAACGGGCAAAAUGUUUCGCGUGCUCAGCAACGAACUGUAUCGAAUUUAAUUAAACAUUUGAAACAUACAGUUACAUUAGAUAUUCAUCGAUAUCCAAGUGGUCAUCCAACACGAACACCCAAUCGUGAUAUUCUUUCAUUGUUAUCGUCAACUGGUACUGUAUCAACAGAAGAUUCGUCGACAUGUAGUGAUUCGUCAAUUUCAUAUCCUUCUCAUCGUUUUAAGCAAAUGUCAUCGUCUAGUUCUAAUAGAAACUUUGUUGAUCUUGCGCAAUUGGGACAUUAUGUUGAGCCGAAACCAUUGAUUCGACAAACUACCGGAUCGUCCGCAGCGACAAUAGCAGCACAGCCAUUUUAUGAAAUGACAAAUUCAUCAAUGUUAGCUUGCAAAGGUUCACCAACGAAUACAUUUGUUUAA
This is a messenger RNA of Rotaria socialis, 1248 nucleotides long. The record is from the annotation of a GenBank genome assembly. Lineage: Eukaryota; Metazoa; Rotifera; Eurotatoria; Philodinida; Philodinidae.